GACUUCCGGUAUGAAGGGCAGGACUUCCGGGGCGGGCGGCCCAGGAGGAGGGAGGAGUGUCUGACAGUUGGCGCGACCUAGAGGGUGGACGGGCGCCUCGUGGGGGUGCGGGCCCAGUGGGCAAGGAUCAUCAUGCAAAACCACUGAGAUGUGAGUGUUCUCAGUUCCUGGCACAGAGUAAACACUCCAGAGAACCUGCUCCAUGGGCUUCAGAAUCACAGAGAACUUGCUUUUGAAUCUCAGAAAGGCUCCAGGAAGCAGGGUCAAGGCCAGGGAGACAAUGGUCUCAGUGACUAUGGCCACUUCCGAGUGGAUCCAGUUCUUCAAGGAAGCCGGCAUUCCCCCAGGACCUGCUGUUAAUUACGCUGUGAUGUUUGUGGAUAAUCGGAUCCAGAAGAGCAUGCUGCUAGAUCUUAAUAAAGAAAUCAUGAAUGAGCUGGGCGUGACUGUCGUGGGUGACAUCAUUGCCAUCCUCAAGCAUGCCAAGGUGGUACACCGCCAGGACAUGUGCAAAGCAGCCACUGAGUCAGUGCCCUGCAGUUCCAGUCCCCUCCAGGGCGAGCUUCGCCGUGGCUCUUCUAGUGCCGCUUCUCGAAUGAUCGCCAACAGUCUGAACCAUGACUCUCCACCCCACACUCCUGCACGGCGGUCAGACAACAGCACCUCCAAGAUCUCUGUCACCGUGUCCAACAAGAUGGCAGCGAAGAGUGCCAAGGCUGCAGCUCUGGCCCACAGGGAGGAGGAAAGCCUGGUUGUUCCCACCAAGCGGCGGCGGGUCACAGCUGAGAUGGAGGGAAAGUAUAUCAUCCACAUGCCCAAGGGAACCACUCCCCGCACCCGAAAGAUCCUGGAGCAGCAGCAGGCAGCAAAAGGUCUCCAUAGGACAUCUGUAUUUGAUCGCCUUGGUGCUGAGACUAAAGCAGACACGACCACAGGGACUAAGCCCACAGGAGUUUUCAGCCGCCUAGGGGCCACCCCAGAGAUGGAUGAGGAUCUGGCCUGGGACAGUGACAAUGACAGCAGCAGCAGCUCUGUCCUGCAGUAUGCUGGGGUCCUAAAGAAACUAGGACGAGGCUCAACCAAGGCCAGUCCCCAGCCAACACUGACUGUCAAAGCCAAGGCCACAAGCUCUGCAACCACAACAGCUACCACUCCAAAGCUGCGGCGCCUGGCCCUUCCCUCUCGCCCUGGGCCGGAGAAGAAGCCAGAUUCCCUGCCCAAAGUCAGCAUCCUUCAGAGACUGGGCAAGGCUUCCGUUGUGUCCGAGGCACAGGACAGCCAGGUCACAAGCACCAAGAGUAAGUCCUCAGCUGAGGUCAAGUUCGCCAUUAAGAGGACUCUGGUAGGGCCCCGGGGGAGCAGCUCCAACGAGAGCCUUGGUGCCCAGAUGGAUCAUGCAGGCACUGUAAGCGUGUUCAAAAGACUGGGCCGGAGGACUUUCUAGCCACAUACAGGGUGGGGUGCAGCAUGGAAUGGCAGGCCGGCUCCUGCUUUCAUCCCUUCCAGCCUUUCUUAAGGGCACACCUGCCCUCCUUCCAAGCUCUAGAUGGCACAAGGCUUGGCUCUCUCCGGCAUUUAUGCUGGUUCCAAGCACUCGGGGACACAGGCAUUUUUCCUGGUCUUUGAUGUUCCUGUGACCUGACCCUGCCUGCUCUGGGACUUUCCCUUCUUCCUGCCCUAUAUCCUCUGUGCAGUAACUGUGGCCUUGGCAUAGUCCCCUUUUCUACCUCUUCCCAAAGCCAAGGCCCUGUUUCUUUCAUGCAGUCCACCCCUGAUAGCAGCAGCAUCUGCUGCCUUAGACCCUCCUGUUGUGACUGCCCACCACAAAGGUGUCACCUGGAGGCCUACCCUGCGCCUUCUUUCCCUCUUCUCCCCCUUUCCCGCCUGCUGUGCUGUCUCUCCCUCUCUUCCCUCUUUUCAUUUCUUUUCUGUUUUCUGUCCCUGUGGCAAGGCCCGACCGUCCGCUGCAUCCUGUCCGACCCUCCUGCACCUCUGGCCUCCCAGCGGCCCCCUCGUCGACGGUGGCGGCGAACCUGUAAAGACUGUUAGCUGCCUUCCAUUCCCAGGCUGGAGGGACUCCCCCAGACCUGACCUGCAGCUGGGGCACCUCCGUUUCCCUGCCCUGGCCAUGGCCAUCUUUUUCUUUGAUGGGUGGUGGGCAGCAGACAUUGGGAAGGGGAGGGUGCUGAGGAAAGAUGACUGCUGUUUUAAUAUAUUUUUGUGACUUUCA
Arvicanthis niloticus (Nile rat) is the source of this 2230-nucleotide messenger RNA. RefSeq names its product chromosome 1 C19orf47 homolog (gene C1H19orf47). The record is from RefSeq and is a predicted model, not a curated record. NCBI's taxonomy places the organism in Eukaryota, Metazoa, Chordata, Mammalia, Rodentia, Muridae. Gene Ontology annotation, cellular component: nucleus.